AUGAGGAACAAAGCAUCUUCUUCUUUGUUCAUAUGGGCUUUGGUUGCUGGCAUGCUCACCCACAACCUGGUCAUCCCUGUCAUAUCCACCACCCUUGAGGACCAGAAGAACUACUACACUCCAGACCUUUGUGCCGUAACUCCCCCUUCAGGCAACGGUGGAAGCCCUCCCGGAGGUUCGCAUGGAAGUCCACCUUCCCAUCAUCAUCACAACCCUCCCUCUCAUGGAGGCUACAGCUACAGCCCUCCCUCUCACGGAGGCUACAGCCCUUCACCAUCACCACCUUCCUACUGUGGUACCCCAUCAUCAAGACCAUCAACUCCUUCAACCCCAUCAAGACCUACAACUCCAACUCCAACUCCAACCUAUGGAACUCCACCUUCAGGCGGUAGCCCCCCUGUCAUUGUAAGCCCCCCACUCCCAUUCAUUGGAACUCCACCAAUUGACCCCGGUACUCCAGGUGUUCCUACACCUCCCUAUCUUCCUGAUCCCAACUCCCCUCCCUUCACAUGCACCUACUGGAGGAACCACCCCACAGUGAUAUGGGGUCUUGUGGGCUGGUGGGCAACACUUGGCCAUUCCUUUGGUCUGACUAGCGUUCCAGGGUUCGGAUCAGGCUCCAUGAACUUGCAUCAAGCGCUUUCCAACACUCGCACUGAUGGACUUGGGGAACUCUACAGAGAAGGAACUGCUUCCUUGCUCAACUCUAUGGUGGACAACAGGUUCCAUUUCACUACCGCGCAAGUCAGGGACGGUUUUGUCAGAGGACUAAGAUCGAACAAGGUAGCAACCAACCAAGCCCGUCUCUUCAGGCUGGCCAACGAGGGAAAACUCAAGCCCAGAGCUUGA
Messenger RNA from Argentina anserina (silverweed cinquefoil), 849 nucleotides. Its product is annotated as protodermal factor 1. The record is from RefSeq and is a predicted model, not a curated record. The transcript is spliced from 4 exons. NCBI's taxonomy places the organism in Eukaryota, Viridiplantae, Streptophyta, Magnoliopsida, Rosales, Rosaceae. Bases 1 to 849 code for a protein of 282 amino acids.